AUUGAGUCUAAAGUCCACUAAUUUUACGAACCUACACAUUUUGCAUUGUUAGCGUAGAUCAAUGAAGGAUGUCACAAUCACAUGAAGGCUACAUUCCUCCUUCCACAGAUGGCCAACGCCUUACGUUUCUACCUAUCUUCUUGAUCAUAGCCAAUAAAUAAGAAACUAAGUAUCUCUUGUAUUCACAAACAACAAUGGCUACAAUGUUCUGGGUUCUCACUUUAUUAAGCCUCAGCUGCCUGCUAGGAUUCAAUGCCCAAGCACCAGCAACGGCACCAACGAAGUUGCCGCCACCUACAACCCCAACAGCAACUGCACCAUCAAAGUUGCCACCUACAAUCCCAACAGCAACACCGCCUGUCAUUACACAACCACCUACUGUGGUGGCAUCUCCCCCCAUCUCAACCCAACCACCUGCAAAUAUAGCACCCAAAUCUGCUCCAGUGACAUCACCAGCUCCAAAGGUUUCACCGGCAUCAAGUCCAAUAGUCCCUCCACCCCAACCACCAAAAACUUCACCUGUCUCAACUCCCACGUUGCCACCACCGUUACCACCACCACCAACAUUACCACCACCACCAAAGAUAUCGCCAGCACCAGUUCAAACCCCACCUGCCCCUGCACCAGUAAAGGCAACACCAGCGCCGGCACCUGCACCCACAAAGCAAGCCCCGACUCCUACACCGAUUACUUCACCACCAAUACCGGCACCAACACCUGCAAUAAACGCCCCUGCACCAGCACCUAAGUCUCCCAAACACAAGAAAGGAAAACACAAACACAAGCACAGGAGACAUCAUGCACCAGCGCCAGCACCAACAAUUAUUCACAAGAGUCCCCCUGCACCACCAACUGAUUCUAAAGCAGAUGUCGACACAACACCGGCACCAGCACCUAGUCUUAAUUUGAAUGGUGCACCAUCAAACCAUCAUCAAGGGAGAAAUAUAUGGGCAACAGCUGGAUUUGCUUUCACUGUUUUCCUAGCGGUAACUGUCUACAGCUGCUAGCAGGCGCACAUAGUAUGGAUCCUUUCUAAGCAGUUACGUGGUUUGCGGAAUUUAAAAUCAUUUCAGGUGUAGAGAUCUGAAUAAUGAGUGUCAAUACUCUUACUAUUCUUUCUUUUUAAUGAAUAUGGAUUUUUGAAUUAUCGAAAUAAUCAGGAAAUGUCACAUAAAAAUGCCUAGUUAUGAACUACACAUCAAAUUUGAUCAA
Messenger RNA from Vicia villosa (hairy vetch), 1212 nucleotides. RefSeq names its product lysine-rich arabinogalactan protein 19. The coding region runs from base 195 to 1007 and encodes 270 amino acids. Lineage: Eukaryota; Viridiplantae; Streptophyta; Magnoliopsida; Fabales; Fabaceae. The record is from RefSeq and is a predicted model, not a curated record. The transcript has 2 exons. Gene Ontology annotation, cellular component: plasma membrane.